Molecule: messenger RNA, 1782 nt
Organism: Helianthus annuus (common sunflower)
Lineage: Eukaryota; Viridiplantae; Streptophyta; Magnoliopsida; Asterales; Asteraceae
Exons: 2
Coding region: 1-1782 (593 amino acids)
Source: RefSeq, a predicted model, not a curated record
AUGGAAGAGGAAUUUUACAAUGCGUUUGCGACACCGAUUGCUCCUGUUACUGCUGCCGAAACAUUGUACGGUGAAAAUGAGACAGGAACUUACCAAAAACCACCUAAGCUAAUUUUCAUUGAAGAUUUUAAAGGUUGGCAAAAUAGAUUUGAGAACUGGGUGCAAGCAUACAAGUUUGAUGCAUGGUGUGCUUUAAACAAAGACUACGAGAAACCGAAAAACGAGCGUGGGCUUGAAAAAGCUUUUUGUGAUUUUUCAGAGAGUGAUAAAUUGAAGUAUACAAGUGAGAAAAUGAUGAUUAGUCUUCUACAACAAGCGGUAAAGGAAGAUAUCUUUGUUUUGCUUCAACAUGAGGGUACUGCUAGAUCGAUUUGGAAUGCAUUGAUUCAAAAGUUCAAAGGAAGUGCAGAUAUGAUUAAAAACAGAAAGGCAUUACUGAAGAAAUCAUUUGAUAUGUUUGUAGCUUUCAAAGGUGAAUCAACAAAAAUGACCAUCGACAGAUAUUGUCAUCUUGUUUUGGAAAUGGGAAGAUUGGAUAUAAAGAAAGAUGAUGAGGAGUGGGUUGAUAAACUUGCUGAAGCGCUACCACAGCAUAAGUGGGGAACUUACUUGAUGAUUUUGAAACAAUUGAGGAAGUCUGAGAAUAUGAAUUUGGCACAGUUCAUUCAGAAAAUUGAAGACCAUGAAUUGGAAAUUCAGAAAGCUGCUAUCAUGACGAAUCCAAAUGCUCAACAAGAUGUCAGUUUGUAUUAUAGGGGAAACAAAUUUGAAGUUACUCCAAGUCCUAAGAUUCAGACUGGUUUCAAUGCUGAUAGUUCAUCUGGAACAAAGGGUAGUAAUGUGACUCAAAGUGAUGAAAAGUUAUCUUCGUAUUCAAGUUUUGAUCCGAAUUUUACAACUUCAAGUUCCCAGUCAAAAACUUCAACAAAUUUCAACGGUCAAAAUCUGCAAUGCAAUGUCACUUUGAAUUUUCAAAAUGGUCACAAUCUUUCUCCAGAAGUUGCAAAACAACAUAUGGCAUCACUUGCUACUAUGUUAGAGUCAUAUGAAAGUUUUAGCUGGGAUAAAUACGUUCAAGAAAACCCACACUUAAGCUCAGCUUUUGUUGCUCGAAUCUUGGAGGAAACAUCGUUCAAAUCUAAACCGAAAACAAUGUCGAUUUUUCCAGAAUUGGGAGUUGAUGCAGAUACCGAUGAUGAAGAAGAAUAUAUUGAAAAAGCUAAGAGAGGUUUAGAUACUGAUAGUUUUAAUUUGUUUUUUGUAGAAAAGAUCGAGAUGCUGAAAGAAAAAAGAGCAGCUCGGUUAAAAAAAGAAUGGGAAGAGACAGAAGCAAGAAAAGCUGCAGAAGAAAAAGCAAAAGCAAAAGUAGAAGCUAAGAAAGCAGAAGUUGAAGGAAGUUCAACAAAGGAAGCUGAGGGACAGAAAGCUGAAAUAGAAUCUGAAGAACCAGUGGUUGAAAAGAUUAUAGAAAAAAUUGUUGAAGUUGAAAAAUUAGUAGAAGUGGAGAAACUUGUCGAAGUUGAGAAAGUCGUCGAGGUAGAAAAAAUUGUUGAGGAUGAAAAAGUUGUCGAGAUUGAAAAGAUAGUUGAAGUCAUUCAACCUCGUCAGAAAUGUUUGGAGUCUUGCAAACAUUGUGAAGAGAAAGACAAGAAGAUUAGUGAACUGGAAGUGCUGAAAGAAAAUUUGUUAUCUGAUGUGAAGUAUGUGAAGGAGUCGUAUGAUGUUUUGAACAGGACGGUUGAUGGUUUGAACAAACAAAUCGAGAAGUUGAUGUUGCUAUGA